AUGGCCGACAAAUUCACCAUUUUCACGCAGCUACCCCCAGAACUGCAAACCCAGAUAUGGCACGCGGCAAUUCCUCCCCUUGAUGACCGCCAGAUACGUGUGGCAAUCCACUACAAAGCCUCAGUGACAAAACAUAGCUGCUACGUGGAGACGGGGCAGUUCUGCGGCCGUCACGGCACGUGCGAAAGGCCCGUCGACGAAGACAACCCUUGGGAGGGCGCUUUCUGCAUGACGGACGGCUACUUCGCCCUCGCGCCAGACUUCUCUGGGAUGAACAGUCCUUUCCGGAAGCUGCUAUGUACUCUUCAGCUAGCCUGCCGCGGAUCCUGCCAGGUAGUCCGCCAGCGAUAUCCCGCAGUCAUGAGAAUCUACGCCGAGAAAUGGCACCCUGGUGUUCGUGUCCGCUCUCUGCGCUGCGACCCCGCAAAUGACGUCCUCAUCGUCAUGAAUGCAAGUUCCGAGACCGACACUCACGUCCGGCCCGGCCAGGAGCAGCACGCCUCUUCCAACAUUUCGACCCUCACACAAACACAAGAAAGAAAGUUUCCGCGGGAUCGCCAGCAAUUCAGAAACUUUCGCCGAGUGCUCUCGUCCUUUGAAAGGGCUGCGUUUCGGCAUGUAGACGAGGAGCUGCUCAGAACCCUGUCUAUCGACCCUCCGGCACCCGGAGGGCCAUCCCUGUCCCCGGUUACAGGCGACGAUCUUCAGACCCUCUCGCUCUAUAUGGAGUCAAUGGGGAACUUCUAUCUGUGGCUGGACCCGGAUUCGUUUCCGGAAGUUCAGAUCAGCGGCCGGAAAAGAAUAGAAGAUAUUUCCAUCUUCAGCGAAGGGGACUCUGGAAAUCCCGGCCUCAUCUAUGAUCAGUCUAUGGCUGUGUUGGAUUCUUACAAGAUAUCUGCGAAAGCUGCGAGAGACCAUUAUGUUGCGACCGCUGACCACUGGACACCAAAACCGCGGGAUAUAGAUAAGGUCGGAUGCUACAUUCCAGCCAUGUGGGUUGGAUUAAUUACUUUCGAAUAA
Molecule: messenger RNA, 1020 nt
Organism: Clonostachys solani
Lineage: Eukaryota; Fungi; Ascomycota; Sordariomycetes; Hypocreales; Bionectriaceae
Source: the annotation of a GenBank genome assembly